AUGGACUUAUCCACAAAAAAACCUGUUUCAGAUAUAGAUGGCUCAUUUGUUCAUUCAUUUAUUCAUUCUACCAGAACUAUUUUUCAUCCGGGAAAGGAUGUUAUUGGUUACUUUCCUGGUCAACUGGCACGACUUUACAUUGCAUAUCCUCCUGAAAGGCAAUUAAGACCUUUUGCAAAACUACAGCCAGCUCCAGAAAAAGAGGAAAUUAUAUAUCCACAUGAGUUUGAUUAUUUAAUUCUGCAACAGUAUAUUCAUUAUCAAAGUGCAAAGAUGAAGGUAUUUGACUGGUACACACGAACCACAUACAAAGAAGCAUUUACACUGCCAUGUUUCAAAAAAGGCAGUGCUGAGGAUAGCUAUCGCCAAAGAUCAGAUGCUGAAAUACUGUCACUUUGGAAAAGUACAUCGGCUAUGAAGAAAGACAGAGUUAAACCUUCUUUCAUGGGAGUUUGAAAACUUCUGUCUUCUCUCUCUUUUUAAAGCAACAAUAUGAAAGAUUCUGCUAGACUGCUUCUAAUCCAAACGUACUAAAGAUGACUACUAACACCAUACAAAAGCUCUGGCAAUUUUAAAUAAGGUUUGAUUGACUAUAAAACCGUUUUAAAAUUCCAUUGCAAAUAGAGAAAAGAUACAGAAAAUACAUUUCAGUCUAAGAAAUGGAACUACAGCAAAAUAAUGAAAAAAGAAGCUCUCACAAACUCCCAUAGUGGCAAAUAGCAUAGUCAUUAUUACAGGAAGCCUCUCACAAACAAAUCCUUCUGUUUUGUCUCAAACAGACACAAAAUUAAAAAGCAAUAUUCAGCACCUAAGAAACAACUUUCUCCUUACUAUUUCAUAAUCACUACAUGAUUAUUACUAGACUUUUUUUUUUUUUUUAACCAUCUGCUUGGAUAAUUCUGGGUUUGAUGGAGUCACCACACAUUUUGAACAUUUAGAAAUGUUAAUGGCACCAUUUAUUUUUAUUUAUAUUCUUCCAGAAACUUUCUAGUGCACUGAAGGGAAAUCAUUUAAGAACACUGAAUAAUUUUGCACAAUAAUCAAAAAGUAAUACCCUGCAACUGAGCACCCACCAGCAUAGCCUGUUAUUACCAAACCUUUCCAUUCUUUUGGUCCGCUUCAGUCUUAUUUUUUUCCAGUCACAGAAGUGCUCCAGCGUAUGAUAGACAUGAGCAACAUAGAUUGGCAGCCUCUAUUUGUAAUUAAUUACAUAUAUUGUAUGCAUAUUCCCUUUGCAUUAUUACUGUAAGUUAAGGAUGCAUAUGGUCAACUUGCCAAACAACAGUUAGUGAAAAGAGGUUUGUAUUCCUAUAAAUAUAAGGAAGAGACACUGAGAAAAUAUUCCAUGUCUAUGCUUCAUGUAACCAAGCAGUACAAAUGUGUGCCCUGUUCUUUAAACUUCAACAUUAUAAGCACUUCCAUGGCAACGUAACUUAAUGAAAAAUGAAACUGAUAUGCUCCUUCCAUGUUUUCUGGAAUGUGUGCUUAUUUCACUCCUGUCCUCAAUGUACAUUUUUCAGUUGGGUGUGAGGUUCAUAGUCACCCUUGAAUAACCCAGGAUAUACAAAUGACGGAAAAGGCCAGGAUACAUAUACUAUUUCAUUCACACUAGUAAUGGAAAAGGAUUCUCCUAUUAGAACAAAGUCACUCCAAUUUUUGCUACAAUUGCAAAAACAGGCUGGAUGAUGAAGAUACUAAAGCUCUGAGUGCAAAUGCAAUUUUUAAAAUUAUUAAUCCUUUUUUUACCCAAACAUAAUUGGUUAGAGCUAAAGACUUGAGACAAACACCAAUUUUGUAAUCACUAAAAAUGUUAUAGAAGAUGUUCUGAGGGAUCUGCACCAUCUGUGAUGUCAUAUAUGGCCAAAAAGGACAAGUAGUAAGAGCACUGGUGCUUUUAAAAAAUACUAAAUCUUCAAGCACAUUCAUUAUUUGACACAAUUCUAAGAAAUUUGAUAUAUCUAGAUACAGAACUUAAACGUGUAGAGUGCUGUAAACUAAAAUCUAGGGAUUUUUUUUUUCUUCAUUUGUGCACAAGCAAAACUUGUAGCAUAUAUAUAAAAUAUAAAAAUGCUCCAGCAACCAAUAUAUAGUAGCAUUAUUCACUCUGUGCUAUAUAUGCUGCUUAAAUGAAACAGAUAAUGUUCAAAUAUUCAAUAAGCAAAGAAAGUGAAGAAUAGAAAGUACUAGAGAAAGAAAAAUAAUAAUUUGCCCAGUGUAUUCUAUCAACAAUGGCAUUAAAUCCAAAAGACAGAUCCAGAAUGCAUUAGUACUAGUCUAGUAAAGAAGCCAGACAUAUAAGAAGCCAACAUUUGAAAAUGUGGACAGGGAGAAUUCCUUGUUCAGAAUCAAAACACAAUUCUAUUCUAUGAAAAUAAUUCUAACUGCGGGGCUGAAGGCUUGGGGGUUUUUAAGUUUCAGCAACCAGAAAAUGAAUCUUGACACAGCAGUGAACAUUGGGUAAAAAAAAAGAAGAAGAAAGAAAAUCAACUCAGCAUAAUAUUGAACAAAAAGGCAAAUGUGAAAGAAGAAAAACCACUAUCAUAGUAUUUACCUGCAAGAACAUCAAGGCUGGCAUUUGUUUGGGCCAGAAAUAUUAGAAAUGACAUGCUUGUUUCUGAGUACAAAGGAAACUUGGAAAACUUUGGUUUUCUAAAAUACUUUAUCUUGUCAAUAACAGAUGACUUACAAUCUUUGCAAGACCAUGUUUAACAAGCAAGGAAUUCUCUAAAAAGGCAUUGUGGCACCAUGGUUUCCAUUUAUCUUGUCUGGAACCUCUUUAAAACUUCUAGUCAAACUGAAGCAUAUUAUUUUUCUGACAGAGAGAGCUGUCUAACAAUCUAAGAUUAUUCUGAUAAUCUUGGUGUGCCCCUUUUUGCUGACUGUAAAUUUCCCUUUAUUUCAAAAUAAAAUUCCAUGUGCAAAAGAAAACAAAAAAGAAAUGAAGCUAUUACGGUGUUGAACCGUGAUUAUUUUACAGUGAGGAUUUUCUAUUUGUGUUAGAAAUUUAUUGUGUUUUUUUCAUGCAAUAUCUAUAUCAGUCUAAAGCUUACUGCUAACUUUCCCAGAAAGUGAGGUGGUAUUUUCAUAGAAAUUUUUUUUAAAAAGCUGCUGUUUCCCUUCCAUCCUCACAUUUUACCAAAAGAAAUUAAUUUUUUUUUUUUUUAAGAGUUCACGCUCUAUGAUAUAUUUUUCAGAACUCACCACAACGAUCAUGAAAAUGUACAUUCUGGAAAAUGUACUUCCAGUAACAUGAUUUCAUACAUUGCAAAUAUGAACAGGGCUGGAAAACUUAAGUUAAAUUCCCUGAUGUUAGCAUCUUCUUUUUAGAUACCUAUGCUGUAAGACAAAUAUUAGGUAUAACUUCUUAAUAAAAUGUCAGUUAAAAAUAUACUUAUUGCAUCCUGUGUGAAGCCCUGGCUCACCCCUCCUAAAAUACUGCACAAAUAAAGAUACAGAAGAAUUACAUAGAAACAGAGUGAAAAUCAGCAUUCUUCAGUUUACAAAAUAAUGCCCACAGAGUAAGAAAAGGUCAUGAAUGGUACUAAGGUUAAAGAAUGUAAUUGGCUUGAAAUUACUUACAUUUCUACAAGUUAGAUCAAUCUAGACAUACAAUAUACUCAGAAGAAAGAAAGGUCUUUAGCAAAGCACAGCUAGGAACUACAGAAUAGAUUGUCUUCAGUAUCUGCCAAUGAUGAAUUCAGUUUUUUAAAAAGUCAAUUUACAUAAAUAUUGUCUCUAAUGCCUAUUUACAUAGGUAGCCAAGUCAUCUUAACCCAUGUGGACUCUGUGUGCUAAGAAGUAAAUUAAGCGAUACUUAGGUCAUCCUAUUUCCAAUCAUCCUCUGAAUACCAGCUAUGAAAGAUUUGGCAAUAGGCCAAUGAACUGAUGAACUGAAUGAUGAAACUCUGAAAUGUAAAAGUAUCAUAAUAACUAAGGGGAAAAAAAGAAUGAACUCCAUACAACAGGGAGUAUAAGCACUUCCAAUAUUAUCAUUUAUAAAUUAAGUUGUACUGUAUACAUAUUAAGCACCCCACCUAAACUACUAGUUCAUUAUUCUUUUAAUAAAAACUGUAACAAAAAUUUAGUUUUAUCAUCAUUAUAAAAUCACCCCUCUCUUUAAUCACACACUACAUCAGCAACCAUACAAGGUAUAACAGCUUUAGGAGUACAAAUGAAGAUGGAAAACUCUGUGCAAAACUGCAUUAUCUUAAGCAUCCAAAGUUUCAGGAAGUAAUACCACCAAAAGCAGACAUACAGUAGACUCAUAAAAAUAACAGAAAGCAGGUUUGGGGAUACAUCUGGAGAAAAAGCAUCAGUGGCAAAUGGUGGCAAUAUUUGCCACUGGAACUCACAAAGUAGUAAGAUAAAUGAUACUGAUCUGUCAAUGUUUUUAUAGCAAUAACUAUUUUUUUUUCCCAGACUACCUCUAGUUGUUUUACAUUGUUGUUUUACAGUAUGUUUCCAAUUUCCCCACCCAAAUAAUUGCUUAUUGGGUUAAGAGAUGUGUGUGUCUGUGUGUGUGAGUGUGUAUGUAGACAAACAGUCUUUGUGGAGUGUGCUUUCUUUUCUUCAAUUUAUCCAAUAUCUUUAGAAGAGCUGGAUCAUCGACUCCCUGGAUUUUCCUACUCCAAUCCAUUUAA
Messenger RNA from Python bivittatus (Burmese python), 4640 nucleotides. RefSeq names its product sperm microtubule inner protein 3 (gene SPMIP3). The record is from RefSeq and is a predicted model, not a curated record. Lineage: Eukaryota; Metazoa; Chordata; Lepidosauria; Squamata; Pythonidae.